CUCAGUCUGAGAUUCACGCAUCUUUUGGAUGUGGUUUCUCACCAAAGCGUCCGAUCCGAACGAGCGACUGUGGCUGCUGUGUGGCGAGCAGUACACGAUCGGCCGCUGCAACACAUCCAUCAUUGUGCAGGACAAGGCAGUCUCGCGGUUGCACGCGUCCAUCCGCGUCGAGGACCAACCCGCUUCAAGCAGCACUGCCAACCACGGGGCAGGUACCGGUGCCGGUGCCGGUGCCGGUGGUGGUCCCAGCCCAGCAGCCAACGAGAGUUAUCCACGCGCAAUCGUGCUGCUGACAGACCUCAAAUCGAGCUUUGGAACGCGGCACAAUGGCACGCCGCUUGUUCCGCACGAGCCGGUCGCGCUGGCCGAAGGAAGUAUCAUUGAGCUCGGAGCGUCCGGCGUGCGGUAUCAACUGCACCAUCGCGACAUUGUGUUGUGCGUAUCCAGCAUGGAGGCGGCAGCGGUGAGCCGAGCAUCCGAGCUCGCUGCCAAGUGCGGCGCAGUGAUUGUGCGGAACUACUCGGACGCCGUGACGCAUCUGCUCAUGGAGACGCUGCUGGUCACAAUCAAAGUCACCCUGGCGCUCGUGCGAGCCAUUCCGAUUGUCACUCCGGCGUGGCUGGAGGCCAUUUCGCGCCGGCGCCAAUCGCCCGCAGACCCGUUGCCAAGCGAGGACGCCUUUCUGCCGCCUCGCUCGAGCAACAGUGGUAGUGAGGGAGCAGCUGCAGCUGCAGCUGCAGCAGCCGCGCCUCCGCGCGAAGGGGAAGCGGCGCCGUAUCUGCCAAAUCCAAUGCGCAAGUCUCUGUUCGACGGGAUGACCUUCUAUCUGUUCGGCCAGGGCCAACGAGCAGCGAUUGGCGAUGCCAUCAUCCAUGGUGGCGGACAAGCGAUCGAGUACAACCCCGCGACCUACACGUUUCAAGCAGGCGGCGCUGCGACGACCAACCAUCAACGUUCGAUUCUGGACGCCGUCCUUGCUCCGUUCACGUGUGUGGUGCAUCCGCAGCGCGCUCAGCUGCUCUGCUCGAGCCAAGAGUUUGCCGAUCUGACCGAGCAUGUCCAGUCCCACGGCGGUGCGGUGGUGACCGAGGGUGAAAUUGGCAAGGCCAUCUUGUGGACGUCUGUUCAAAAGCUGUGCUCAAGCAUGGUGCCGACAGCGCCAUCAGCAGCUGUUGAAGCAACGGACAUCAAGCCGGUUGUGCGAGCCGCCGAAGAUAUCAAGCCCGACCUGAAGGCUCUCAUGGACCAGCAGAAGCCUGCGAUUUCCGAGGCACGAGGCUCGAAGAGGCCUCUAGAUGAGUCGGCGUCACACACGGGUCAAGACCAGUUGUCGAGUACCGCCUCCUUCAAAGAGUCUUCUCGAAAGCAGCCAAAAUUGGAAACGCCUUUGGAGGACGCCGCUUUGCGAAGAGUUGCCAGCGUCGAACCAGCUGAACAAAAACCCUUGGUUCGCAGACGACCAGCAUCGACUGCAGCUUCCAAAGAGGCAUUCAAAGAGCGGCAGCCCGUACGAGACGCAAAUACCGAAAAUGGCCAUCCCGAGCCGGGCAGCCACAUGAAAGUCACGUUUUCUUCGCUUGUUUAUCAGCAGCCUCUUCCUCCAUCGUCUAUUGCUCCGAAAUCGGGCUCAGAGGCUGUCAACUUUAAGGUCUUCCGAAAGACCAUUCAUGCACAGCCCAAUCACCCUCAAGUUGACUGUCGGUGAGGAUUGGAGAGUCGCAUCGCCUUUUCAUUGCCCCAUCCCAACUCAAUCAUGUUAAUUAAAGUUUCACAUCAAGU
Molecule: messenger RNA, 1779 nt
Organism: Capsaspora owczarzaki ATCC 30864
Lineage: Eukaryota; Filasterea; Ministeriida; Capsasporidae
Exons: 6
Coding region: 29-1705 (558 amino acids)
Biological process (GO): double-strand break repair via homologous recombination; mitotic G2 DNA damage checkpoint signaling
Cellular component (GO): Mre11 complex
Molecular function (GO): protein binding; damaged DNA binding
Source: RefSeq, a predicted model, not a curated record